Molecule: messenger RNA, 813 nt
Organism: Closterium sp. Yama58-4
Lineage: Eukaryota; Viridiplantae; Streptophyta; Zygnematophyceae; Desmidiales; Closteriaceae
Source: the annotation of a GenBank genome assembly
AUGUCAAGGGAGGUAGUACGAGGGACGGCAUCCGGUGGAGUCGGUGGUACAGUGCCAGCAUCAGCGUCAGCAUUCAAACCAGUGGCGCCAUCACCAUCAGCGGCAGCAGAAUCACCACCAUCAUCACCAGAAUUCUCACCACCAUCAUCAUCACCAGCAGUAUCAUCACCAUCAUCCUCACCUCCAGCAUUGUCACAGCCAGCACCACCAGCAUCAUCAGCACCAUCAGCAUCACCAUCACCACCAGCAUUUUCAGCACCAGCAUCAACAUCAGCACCAUCAUCAACAUCACCAUCACCAUCAUCAGCACCAUCACCAGUUGCUGCGCCCGUUGCCAAGUCUCAGCUUCCAAUUGCUGAACCAACUGCCGAGCCUUCCCUCCCUGCCUCCAAGCAUGUUUCCAAACCUGCUGCCGAGCCUUCACAUCCGCCUCCCGAGCCUGUUGCCGAGCCAUCCCUGCUCGCUCCACUAUCAUCGCCUGCCGAACCAUCCCUUCCUGCCCUAACACCUGCUCCUGAACCAUCCGCCGCACCGCCCUCCGAACCACGCUCUGAACCUCCCUCUGGACCUCCUUCCGAACCUCCAUCCAAAGCACCUGAAUUAGGUUCGGAAGAGGGCGAGGAGCUGCUGCCAGCCGUCCCCGAGCCUAGCUCCCUGGUGUGCCAGCUUUCAGACUAUGCCAGAGUAUCCGGCCCUUGCCAAGGUGGCACGCGGCGCAUCUACUUUAACAAGGCCCGCAACUGCUCCGACCCCUUCCCGCUGAACCUCUCUCCUCGACCCGAGCCCUGCGGUGAGCUGCUCUGGCGUAUAUGA